Vigna unguiculata (cowpea) is the source of this 3753-nucleotide messenger RNA. Its product is annotated as cysteine-rich receptor-like protein kinase 15. Gene Ontology annotation, biological process: protein phosphorylation. Gene Ontology annotation, molecular function: protein serine/threonine kinase activity; ATP binding. Gene Ontology annotation, cellular component: plasma membrane. The record is from RefSeq and is a predicted model, not a curated record. NCBI's taxonomy places the organism in Eukaryota, Viridiplantae, Streptophyta, Magnoliopsida, Fabales, Fabaceae.
UUUAUGCUCCAUGUAUAUAAGUCACAACUUUGGUGAGAGGUGAAUCUACAUCGAUCUUAACCAAGUUGCUGUUAACAUGUUUGUGUGUUGUCUUCUGUCCAAAAAAGGUGAUCCAUGACCAUGGUCAAACAUAGACCUUCUUCAUCUGUGCUUUUGUUCUUGUUCAUCGUAUUUAUAUUUAUGUCGUCUCUCAAUCGCGUUUCUGGAGAAGACCCUAUUGAUAUUUACUGUCCCACUGAAUUCCCACUGUACAACCUCAAUAGUUCAUUCCACGACAACCUCAACCUUGUUCUGGGGUUGCUUUCCUCCGACAACGCUUCAAAGGCUGGUUUCUAUAACACUUCUAUAGGAGAAGAGCCAAACAAAGUGUACGGACAAUCACUGUGCAGAGGGGACAUCAGCAACUCCACUGUUUGCAAAGAAUGCAUUGAGAAAGCAAGCCAAGAUAUAAUGAAUAGUUGCAGGAGUGAAAAUGCAAUGAUAUGGUAUAACCUUUGCCAAGUACGCUACUCCUUCCAGAGCUUUGAUGUGGUGGCUUACACCGGAAAGUAUCCGAAGCAGAAUGAUGAGGAGAAGAAUGUCUCUGAUCCUAUUCGGUUCAGGGAAUACUUGAGUUUUCUAAUGAACAAUCUCUCAACCGAGGCUGCUUCUGUGAAGAACAUGUUUGCGGCUGGUGAAAUUGACUAUCCUGGGAAGAAGACAAUUUAUGGGUUGGUCCAAUGUACGAGGGACAUGUCCCUCGAAAACUGUGGCAGUUGUUUGAGUUCCGCCUUCACGGAAAUCACUGCAUGCUGCUCCUACAGAGAAGGUGGGAUUAUUCUUAGUCGUACUUGCAAUAUGAGGUUCCAAAUGUCUCAGUUCUUCAAUGCUUCUUCUGCAUAUCUGUUGGUUUACCCAACUUCCACAGGAGGGAAAUGGAAGUCCUGGAUGUUUGUGCUGAUUAUAUGUGGGUCGAUUUUUGUAUUGGCACUUGUUGUUGGGUUGGGCAUUGCAUGCUUACGAGGAAAGAACAAUAGAGACAGAGAUAAAGAAAUGAGUGAACGAACGCUAUUACAAGAGUUGACCACCCCUAAGCAUGUGGCUGUCACAGAAGAAGGUGACUUGAUUAGUUCGGAUGAAAUGUUGUUCAUGACUUUAGCUUCCAUCAGGGUUGCUACUGAUGAGUUUUCUGAUACAAAUAAGCUGGGACAAGGAGGGUUUGGUGCAGUGUACAAGGGUGUUCUGCCAGAUGGUAAUGAAGUAGCAGUUAAAAGAUUGUCGAGAAAAUCUUGGCAAGGCAUAGAGGAAUUUAAAAAUGAAGUUGUGUUGAUUGCCAAACUUCAACACAAGAAUUUGGUGAGGCUGUUAGGUUGUGCCUUGGAGGGAGAAGAAAAGUUACUCAUAUAUGAAUUCAUGUCAAACAAAAGCCUUGAUCAACUUAUCUUUGAUCCAGAAAAACGUUCAAAACUUGAUUGGAAGACAUACAAUGGUAUUAUCAAUGGCAUAGCGAGAGGACUACUUUAUCUCCACGAGGAGUCUCGCCUUAAAAUCAUUCACAGAGACUUAAAACCCAACAAUGUGUUGUUAGACUACGAUCUGUCGGCUAAAAUAUCAGAUUUUGGUAUGGCCAGGAUAUUUUCUGAGAAUCAGAAUGCAGCAAACACCAAAAGAGUCGUGGGAACAUACUUCGUCGACUUGAACACUUGCAAAGCACAGGACCAGAACGACGGCCCUGUCUAUCUGUACCAUAACUGUUCAGGCGGCAAUACCACCGCCAACAGUGCCUACCGACUAAACGUCGGCACCCUCUUCAGUUCCCUGUCUUCAAACUCCACAGAAUACUCAAACGACACCGUCGGAACAUCCUCCUCCGACAGGGUGUACGGACUGUUCAUGUGCAGGGGAGACGUUCCCACAGCGCUGUGUCGACAGUGCGUGUUGAACGCAACGCGACGUCUCAGCUCAGAGUGCUCUCUGGCCAAACAGGCGGUGAUAUGGUACGACGAGUGCACUGUUCGCUACUCCAACCGCUCUUUCUUCUCCACGGUGGACGUUCGGCCGCGUGUCGGACUCCUCAACAGUGCCAACAUAUCCAACCAAGAAAGCUUCAUGAGACUACUUUUCUCAACCAUUAACAGUACCGCGGAUGAGGCUGCCAAUUUUUCCAUUGGUGUGAAGAAAUACGCGACGAGGCAGGCCAACAUUUCUGGGUUUCAGUCACUGUACUGUUUGGCUCAGUGCACACCCGAUCUGUCCCCGCAAGACUGCAGAAGGUGUCUCAGUGGUGUGAUCGGAGACCUUCCUUGGUGCUGUCAGGGAAAGCAGGGAGGAAGGGUUCUCUAUCCUAGCUGCAACGUUAGGUACGAACUCUACCCUUUCUACCGCCAAGUCACACCCGCGCCUUCACCCUCACCGCUCCUACUUCCUCCUCCAGCUUCCGCUAAUUCCCAAGGAGGCGGUGGUAUCUCAACUGGGACCAUUGUUGCGAUUGUGGUUCCAAUUACGGUCGCGGUGCUUCUAUUUAUAGUGGGAAUUUGUUUCUUGAGUAGAAGAGCUAGAAAGAAGCAGAGUUCUGUAAAGGAAGGAAAAAAUGUAGAUGACAUCACCACUGUGGAAUCCUUGCAAUUCGGUUUUGGCACGAUCGAAGCGGCCACAAACAAUUUCUCUGCGGAAAACAAGCUAGGGGAGGGUGGAUUUGGUGAGGUUUUCAAGGGCACUCUUCCGAGUGGACAAGAAAUAGCUGUCAAGAGACUCUCCAAAAGCUCUGGGCAAGGUGGAGAAGAAUUUAAGAAUGAAGUGGUGGUGGUUGCCAAGCUCCAACAUAGAAAUUUAGUGACGCUUCUCGGGUUUUGCUUGCAAGGAGAAGAGAAGAUUCUUGUAUAUGAAUAUAUUCCCAACAAAAGUCUCGACUACACUCUCUUCGACCCUGAAAAGCAAAGGGAGUUGGAUUGGAGGAGACGAUACAAGAUUAUUGAAGGGACUGCUCGAGGCAUUCAAUAUCUUCAUGAAGAUUCUAGGCUUAGAAUUAUACAUCGAGAUCUUAAAGCAAGUAACAUAUUGUUAGACAGGGAUUUGAAUCCAAAAAUCUCAGAUUUUGGCAUGGCAAGAAUAUUUGGAGUUGAUCAAACUCAAGGAAACACGGACAGAAUUGUAGGGACCUAUGGUUAUAUGGCUCCAGAAUAUGCAAUGCAUGGAGAGUUCUCUGUUAAGUCUGACGUGUACAGUUUUGGAGUCCUCCUCAUGGAGAUUAUAAGCGGCAAAAAGAACAGCUCUUUCUAUCAAACAGAUGGUGCUGAGGAUCUCUUGAGCUAUGCGUGGCUACUUUGGAAAGAUGGAACACCUUUGGAACUGAUGGAUCCCAUAUUAAGAGAAUCCUACAAUCAGAAUGAAAUCAUCAAAAGCAUUCAUAUUGGUCUUCUGUGUGUCCAAGAAGAUCCAGAAGACAGACCUACAAUGGCAACAAUAGUUCUUAUGCUAGAUAGUAACACUGUUACUCUACCAACUCCUAAGCGGCCUGCAUUUUUCAUCCACAGUGGAACUGAUACAAACAUGCCAAAAGAGCAGCAAUUUGGUCAGUCUAUAACAAAAUCAUUACCGGUGUCUAUCAAUGAUGCUUCCAUUAGCGAAAUGGAUCCUAGAUAAGCUUCAUUACUUGGAGAAUAUGUGUAAAAUGUAUCAUUAUAUCCAUACACCUACUUAUUUGUCGUAGUUUCGCAUUACUGCAUUUGGAAAUCUUGAAAAUUAAAAAAUGUUUAAGUAAAAUGGAUUUCGACA